Dioscorea cayenensis subsp. rotundata (Guinea yam) is the source of this 3944-nucleotide messenger RNA. RefSeq lists its product as uncharacterized. The record is from RefSeq and is a predicted model, not a curated record. The coding region runs from base 2779 to 3798 and encodes 339 amino acids. NCBI's taxonomy places the organism in Eukaryota, Viridiplantae, Streptophyta, Magnoliopsida, Dioscoreales, Dioscoreaceae. The transcript is spliced from 7 exons.
AGAAUCUUCUAAUUAUUUUUUGUUAAUUUUGUGAAAGAAAUUUAAUCAUGAUUUUGCUUUCUAUAUUUAAUCUUAAAUUUAAAAUUUAACCUUCCCAAGAAAACCCGUUGAUUAAUAACAAUUUGCUCAUCUUUCUUGAUUUUGAAAACUGAUGUGCAAAGCUCAGCUGUAAUUUUUGCAGAGCUUCAAGUGGAAGUAUCAAUUUAUUAAGCAGCAUUUGUUAAAUUUCAAUUUGUUUUCUGCAGCAGACCUCAUCACCUGGAAACGUACGCUGUUAAAAAUUAGUGGACAAAAUAUUGUUGUUUUAUUAGCUUGUAUUAGCCUAGUUAAAUUGCUAUAUAUAUAAUCAUGCUUUGUGAUGCAGAUUUUAUGCAUAUGUUGUUUAACAGUUUGCUAGAAAUAUUCAUUUAAGCAGUACAUCUUAGCACAACAUUUUGACUAUCUUAGAAGCAGGCGCAAAAUUAGUUUAUUAUUCAAAUUUCGACUUGUUGAACUUCCCUGAAAAAUCACAUCAAAAUAUUACCAGAAAUUUCUAUAAUGAGUCUUGUGUGACUGUCCAUGUUUGCUGUAAAAUUUGCACAUAGUUAUCAUCUGGUUUCUUACCAAAGGGCUGCAGCUGUCUGAAAUCAACUUCUUUUUGAUGGGUUACUCUGGGUUGUUUGAUUCAUAGAAUGUGAUAUUUUAUCAUAAAUUUAGAUGCCUGGGAAGGUAAACGAUGGGGAUCACUUUGAUAGGUAUGCUAUCUUAAUUUGUUUGGUUCACAUUGCUAUAUUGAUUUGUUUGGCUUGUUAGUAGUGAGACAUGGCUUAAACUCCUACGAGAGGCAGCAUUGAGGAAUUUUUAGCAAUGAACAGAAGUUUGACGGGGCAAUGCCGUAUGGAGGUAGAAGCCCACUGGUUGUGAACUUCUUCUGUUUCCGGAGAAGAAGCAAUGAUGGUAUUUGAGGAAUAAGCAUCAGUUGACUCUGUGCAAGCACCCGUGGUGAGAUAGGAUGUAAGUAUUAUCUGGAAUGAUUAGGCAUAAAGCGCCAAUGGGUGGCUUUUCAACUCCGCCGUCAAAUCUCAUAGCUCAACCUUGGCUAGGCAGUGGAAACUACCAAGUCAGAAUAUGGUAGAGGCAGAGGGAAUUUCCUAUGGAGUGGUGAAAUGUGUAGAGAUUAGGAAUAUGAUAAUAUUAAAUUAUGAAUUACUUAAAUAACUUUAUUAUACAUCUCCAUAUCUCUAUAUAGCGGAAUGAGCGAACUACCCUUGCUUAUUGGUAUAAUAACCAAACAUCUCCAUUUUUGUUAUUUUGGUAUGAACACUAUACUAGGGUUGUAAUAGUAAAAAAGAAUAUUUGAACUAAUUAAAGAAAGUCUAAAGUAGGGGCUAUAAUUGUAACUUUUGUUGCUACAUUCCCUUGUGAGAGGAAUUACAACAAGAUAUACUAUUCCAGAUGGGAAAUGUAGUAUGUUACUGUUGCAUGGUUAUUCUUGACCCUUGCAUUGAAAAAAAAGUAGCUAUAUGUUCACUGUUUUGUUGUAGUUUGCUGUUAAUGAACUUAUAAAAUAGCAUGUUUUCAUUCUUGAUAAUUCUAAUUACUUUCAUAAAAUGUAGCUAUACUAUUAUUCGGCCAUCUGGGUUUCAUGAAAUUUCUACAUACUGAAAGCAGUCACUUCUACAUCUAUUUUGAUGAUCUUACUGCUUGUUGCUGUUUUAUUGAGUGAGGAUUUUCUUUGUGUAGUCUUUGUUCUGCAUUCAAUUAAUUGUAAAGUUAAACAAGUUAAAUGCUCCUCUAUUGUUAUACAGGUACAUACCAAGUUGCUAUUGAAGCUUUUAGGGUACCUCCCAUAAAUCACAAUGUUGUUUUGAACUCUUGCAUUACAUAGUGUACGAUCCAUAUUAUUGUUAUUUCACAAAUUGUUGCUUCCCAUUGUCAAAACUAUUUGAGACCAUGCAUUUUCAAGUACGUGCUUUGGUUGUUAUCUGAGAUGUUACAUUGUUUCAGCCAAUUGAUUUAAAUGCUGAUGAGGAGACUUUGAUGAGGCGUGUUCCAUUCUGGAGAACAUCACUUAAUGGUCCUAUGGCACAGACUCAGCUAUUCUAUUUUAAUCACUUUGAGACCCACCUAUUAAGGUUUGGUUUACUUCUCUAUUGAUUUUAUCAAAUGCAAGGGUAUCGUUUUGCAUGCUCAAUGUUUUCUUUCAUUCUUCAUAUUUUCCUGUUUGGCUUGUGCUUAUGAUCUGUUCAAGAUCAAGGCAAGAUUUCUACCAGGGAAUCCAGAUUUAAGUUAUAUCUCCACCCAAGAGACGUUAAGCCUUAAGGUCCCAACUAUAAAGCAUGCAGUUGUGGAGCUGAAUAAUGUCCUCCUAACCCAUGCUUUAGUAAUCCCCAGCAAGUUGCUUGUGUAGUGUGCAAAGCAUUAUUCUUGGCAGGCUUCGUGAAAUUUAAUCUGUAUACUUGCUCAAUAAAUAUAUUAUAUUUAUUGUCGAUUUUGGCAGUGAGUCCUUUUUUUCCUUUUCUUAAGAAGAAAUUGUUAAACAUGUCAUCCAAGGUAUGUAGUAAGAGGUAUAUAUUUUCAAAAGAAGUCAACUGCUUCUUCCAGCCUUCGCUUCAAUUUUAGAUGACACGGCCUUGUCUUCUCUAUAUGUUCUCAUUGAUCCUUCAUAUGGCUCGAUCCUUCUUCUUGGAAUUACUCUAGGAGUGACACAUUGGCAUCAGUGCUACAUACAUCUAUCAUCUGAUUGUCAGUUGAGUAUUCGGCUUGGGUAGCCGUAAGGAAUCAGAACAAUUUAUUACUAUGUGUUCCCAUUUUCUAAUGUACCUGAUAGGACUAAUUAUUUAUGACCUGAAUUUCUGGACAGGUAUGUUCAAAUUUAUCGGCAUGUAUGCCAAAGCUAAAAGCCUUUCAGGGGCAAAACGGGAUUUUGGGAAAACUGUUAGAACAGCAGGUUCAAAUGCUCUGUUUGCUGCUCUCACGGAGAUUUCAGAUAAUGUUUUAAGUGGGGCAGAGACAAAUGGUUUGAAUGGCAUGGUGACUGGUUUCCACCAGGGUAUACUUAGAUUAGCCAUGGAGCCAACCUUAUUAUUGGGUGCUGCUCUUAUGGAAGGAGGUUCAGAUAGAAAAAUUGAACUUGUUUGUGGUCCAAGAGAUGAUGAGCAACGACGAUAUAUCGAAGGGUACCUGCAGGCCAUGCUGGAUACUAGGUACCAAAUAGCACGCCUUCGUGUGAGUGUGGCAGAGGACCAGGUUUGUCUCGAGAACCUACCCGCUAACACUUCUAUCAUUAACGAAAUCAUGGAAAAUGUGAAAUCCGUUCUUGUGAGCAAAAAUUUGUUAGAAGGAAAUAGUUCUACUGCUUCUCAUCCUUUCCGUCAUGUACGAACUGAGAAUGCAAAUUUCUUUCAUCACUAUAAUUGUAAUCUGAAUAUGUACCAUAUAUGCGGGCUUCAGAACAUAGCUAAAAUUGUUUUUGAGCUUUUUUUGCCGAUUGAAUUGCAGGAAUGGAGAGUUUGGCCAACGGUGCGGACUCUGUGUGAACACCUGUUUGUUCAUUACACAAUCCACAAAUUGCAUGAAGAAGCAAAUAAAUUCUUGGUUGACAUCAGAUCAAAAACCAAGAAGGAUGGAGACAAAGACGAGCCUUCCAAAGAAGGCCGGAAAAGGCAUGCUUGGACACGGGCUCUUGGUAAGUUUGUUUUGUCGAGCAUGUUCGCUUAUGUGAAUGGUUGGUUGUGCCGUCAUUUACCCAGUCUUAUUUUGAGGAGGAUUGCCAGUGGUUUUUUGUUGAGUUUCCUUGACAAGAAUAGUAGUACAUAAGUUUGCAAAACUCACUUCUGGUUAUGAUGUUGCUUAGGAAGGUAUAUAUGCAUGCUAUAGAGUCUGGAAUUUGUCUUGAUGUGUGUUAACGAUUGAUUAGCUAAAUUUGAUUCUCUAAUAAAGCCAAAAUGGUAAGUAAUUAUUAA